AUGAAAGAAAAAUUAUCAAGAAAUGAAAAUGUAGAAGGGGAUAACGAAGACCUUGGAAAAAUUUAUUAUUUAGAAUGCGACAAUAUAUUGAAAAAAUGUAGAAAAAAAAAAAAUAAUAAUAACAAUAACCACCUUAAAAAUAGUGAAAAUGACGAAAUUAAGGAAUGUGUCUUAAAUGUGGAAGAUGAUAAAACUGGGGAAAUAGAAAAUAUAUCAAUGGAUGACGAAGACAUAAAAAAUUUAAUAUUUCCAUUAGACAUAAAGUUAAUAUAUGGGCGUUUAUCAAAAAUAAAAUGUAAAAAAAUCGAUAAAACGAAAGAUGAUUUUACAAGUGUACUUAGCGGGGCUUUGCAUAAUGUAGUAAUAUUAUAUUAUGAAAUAUAUUUUUAUAAUCAUAUAGACGAUUUUAAAGUUGAUGUUAAUUUUUAUGAAAUAUAUAAUGACAUAAUAUGCUUAGUAGAUGAAUUAUUAGGGUUACAUAGGUCACAUUUAGAAAAAACUGCUUUAAGUGAAAUUUGUGAAAAAAAGGAUUAUAAUUCCGACAGACAUUCAAAUAAUAAAAAUAAAAAGGUAUAUUUUGAAAAACCAAAAGAUGAUAAUUUAUUAGACUAUAAACUUGAUGGUGAUGAAAAUAUUGUACAUUUAAAUUUUAAAAAAAUGAAAAUGAAAUAUUUAUCGGUAGAAAUAGAUAUAAUAUUUUUUUGUGAAUGGCAUCAUGACAACAUAUUAACAUCCAAAGAAAGUUCAUCAAAAUAUUACAAUAGUUACAAUAAAAUAAUAAUGAAUAAUAUGAAUAAUUUUGAACUAAAUGAUGCAAUUUAUAAUAACAACUUUGGUAUUGACGUUAGUGAUGAUAUGGAUAAUGGGCUAGGUAAUUGUCUUCCUCAGGUGUGUGAAAAGGGAAAUAAUUUUACCUUACCAAAUAAGUCCCUAAAAAAAAAAAAUAAAAAUAAAAAUGGCAAUAUUAUUGAGAGUAAUAAUAAUGACAAUGAAAAAAAAAGACUUAUUCCUGAUAAAAUUGAAAGUAAUAAACCUAAUAUAAAUAAUUCAAAGAAGGAAAUUAAUUUAAAAUCUAAUAAUAGUAAAAAAUUAAAUAAAGUAGAAGAUAAAAAAGUGGAUCCUCUAAAAAAUGAUAAGUAUUUAAAGGAGGAUAGAAGGUUAUGUUAUAAUUUGUUAUGCAAAGAACAGCCAUAUAAAGCUUUCUUGUUAAAAAACACAUUUAAUUUUAGUGAAUCAGAUGAAGAAGAUAAUACAAAAGAAAUAAUCAAUGAUUCAUUAAAAAGGGAAUGUACAGAUAUUUUGGGGGUAGAAGAAAGAACGCCUAUAAAUAUGCUUGCAACUGGAAAAGAAAAUUCAGAAAAAAGAGGCACACCUGCAAAUAAUAAUAAUAAUAGAGGUAUAAAGAACGGAAGUGGAAAUUACAAUGAGAAUCUCGUAGAUGGCUAUUCGAUUGGAAGUAAGAAACUAAUACAUAUCCCUAAAGACAUAUUAAAUAUAACAUCUUUAUUAAAUAGUCCUAUAUUGUCAUUACGUAAUAUAAAAAGUUUUAAUGAUGUAAAUUUUCCAUACGGAUAUAAAAACAGCGAAAAAAAAAAAAUAUAUGAUUAUUGCUAUUCUUAUUUAAACAAAAUACAUAAUGGAUAUGAUAUAAUUCCUAUAGAAGGAUAUAAAUUUCGAUCGAUAAUAAUUGAUGGCGCAAAUGUUUGUGCUAAGGUAAUAAAUAAUAAAAAUUCUCAAUAUUAUUUUGACAAUGGGGAAAUAGAAAUUAUUUAUGAUUGCUACAUAUUAUAUGAAGCAUAUCGAUUUUUUAAAAAAAAUAAUGUUGGAGAUAUUAUAAUUGUUUUAAAUCCUGUUAUGAAACAGGGUAAUGAAUAUUAUUUACGAAAAAAAAAAGUUUCUAAUUAUACAUAUCUUGAAAAAUUAAUAAAACUAAAUGUUAUAUUAAUAAGCAAUGAAAAAUAUUAUCAUACUCCUAAGGGUGAAGUAGUUAAGAGACGAACUUAUGAUGAUGUAUUGAUACUGGAAGUGGCUUUGCAUAAGAAGGGGUGUGUUAUCUCUAAUGAUAACUAUACAGAUAUAUGGAUAAGAACAUUAAACCGUAAAGAAAUACAAGAUGUAAUAUCUUAUUAUGUUAUUAAGCAUAAUUAUGAUAAGAAUAGAGGAUUUUCAUUAGAUUUAACAAAAAAACCGCUGAAAUACAUAUUAAAUUCAUUAUUUCAAAAAGUUGUUUAA
This is a messenger RNA of Plasmodium berghei ANKA, 2232 nucleotides long. Its product is annotated as NYN domain-containing protein, putative. Lineage: Eukaryota; Apicomplexa; Aconoidasida; Haemosporida; Plasmodiidae. The coding region runs from base 1 to 2232 and encodes 743 amino acids. The transcript is spliced from 2 exons. The record is from RefSeq and is a predicted model, not a curated record.